Emys orbicularis (European pond turtle) is the source of this 2828-nucleotide messenger RNA. It is a transcript of the gene TBCK, whose product is annotated as TBC1 domain containing kinase. NCBI's taxonomy places the organism in Eukaryota, Metazoa, Chordata, Testudines, Emydidae. Gene Ontology annotation, molecular function: protein serine/threonine kinase activity; ATP binding. Gene Ontology annotation, cellular component: centrosome; nucleus; cytoplasm. Gene Ontology annotation, biological process: mitotic spindle organization; protein phosphorylation. The coding region runs from base 147 to 2828 and encodes 893 amino acids. The record is from RefSeq and is a predicted model, not a curated record. The transcript is spliced from 26 exons.
CUCGUAAAGGGUCGGGGAGUUUCGGAGACACACAGCAAUGUUUGGAGUAGCAACGGUGGCGCGAGGGCUCCUGUAGGUGGCUCGUGCCUCACGCCCAGCAGCUGUAGCAGGAGUGUGCAUUGCUUGGAAGGAUUAAAGGAGAAAAAAUGUUUUCCUUGAAGGAUGCUGUGAUGGGUGCCUCCACUUUCUUUGCUUCAGCUCUGCCACACGAUGUCUGUGGAAGCAAUGGUCUUCCUCUGACACCAAACUCCAUUAAAAUUUUGGGCCGUUUUCAAAUCCUUAAGACAAUCACCCAUCCCAGACUUUGUCAGUAUGUGGACAUUUCUAGAGGAAAGCAUGAGAGGCUGGUGGUGACUGCUGAACACUGUGAAAAGAGUCUGGAAGAUUUGCUGCGAGAGAGGAAACCUGUGAGCUUUUCAAGGAUUUUACGCAUAGCAUUUGAGGUAUUGCAGGGUUUGCAAUAUAUGAACAAACAUGGAAUGGUCCACCGAGCACUCUCCCCUCACAAUAUCCUCCUGGAUCGAGAGGGACAUAUUAAAUUGGCUAAGUUUGGACUAUACCACAUGACAGCUCAUGGUGUUGAUGUUGAUUUUCCUAUAGGGUACCCAUCAUACCUGGCACCUGAAGUAAUUGCACAGGGAUUUGUCAAACCUAGUGAUCACACUCAGUGUGAGAAGCUGCUGCCCUCUGGCCCUAAAUCAGAUGUGUGGUCUCUUGGUAUUAUUUUAUUUGAGCUUUGUGUGGGUAGAAAACUGUUCCAGAGCUUGGAUAUAGCUGAAAAACUAAAACUUCUGCUUACAUUAGGCUGUGUGGAUGACAUUGUAACCGUAUUAGCUGAAGAACAUGGUUGUCUGGACAUUAUUAAGGAACUUCCUGAAAAUGCCAUAGCUCUGCUGAAGAAAUUCCUUACAUUUCAACCUUCCAAAAGGCCAACUCCAGACCAGUUACUGUGUGACAAUGUGUUCAGUGAAGUGGCCUCUGUAUACCCACCCUUCCACAAACCUGCCAGUCUGUUCUCCUCCUCUCUGAGAUGUGCUAAUUUAACUCUUCCAGAGGACAUCACUCAGCUGUGUAAAGAUGAAGACUGUGAUUACCUAGCAGAAAGAUCGAUUGAAGAGGUGUAUUAUCUCUGGUGUUUGGCUGGAGGAGACUUGGAGAAAGAACUUGUUAACAAGGAAAUCAUUCGAUCAAAACCACCCAUCUGCACGCUUCCCAAUUUUUUGUUUGAAGAUGGUGAGAGCUUUGGGCAAGGACGAGAUAGAAGUUCCCUCCUAGAUGACACAACUGUGAUACUGUCGCUGUGUCAGCUCAGAAAUAGACUGAAAGAUGUUGGUGGGGAAGCAUUUUAUCCAUUGCUUGAGGAUGAGCAGUCAAAUUUACCCCAUUCAAACAGUAAUAAUGAGCUAUCUGCAGCGGCCAAUCUUCCUCUGAUCAUCCGAGAGAGGGACACAGAGUACCAGCUACACAGAAUUGUUCUGUUUGACAGGCUACUGAAGGCUUAUCCAUACAAAAAAAAUCAAGUCUGGAAGGAAGCCAGAGUUGACAUUCCUCCACUUAUGAGAGGUUUAACCUGGGCUGCCCUGCUGGGGGUUGAGGGUGCCAUUCAAACAAAAUAUGAUGCCAUUGAUAAGGACACUCCAAUUCCUACAGAUAGACAAAUUGAGGUUGAUAUUCCUCGCUGUCAUCAGUACGAUGAGCUGCUGUCAUCGCCAGAGGGUCAUGCAAAGUUUAGACGGGUAUUGAAGGCCUGGGUAGUUUCCCAUCCUGAUCUUGUGUACUGGCAAGGUCUUGAUUCACUUUGUGCACCAUUUCUGUACUUGAAUUUUAACAAUGAAGCUCUUGCCUAUGCCUGCAUGUCUGCUUUUAUUCCCAAGUACCUGUAUAACUUCUUUUUGAAGGAUAAUUCUCAUGUCAUUCAAGAAUACCUGACAGUGUUCUCCCAGAUGAUUGCAUUCCAUGACCCAGAGCUGAGUAACCAUCUCAAUGAAAUUGGCUUUAUUCCAGAUCUGUAUGCUAUUCCUUGGUUUCUCACUAUGUUUACACAUGUCUUUCCACUGCACAAGAUUUUUCAUCUGUGGGAUACAUUACUGCUUGGCAAUUCUUCCUUCCCAUUCUGUAUUGGAGUGGCUAUUCUGCAGCAACUGCGGGACCGGCUUCUGGCUAAUGGAUUCAAUGAAUGCAUUUUGCUCUUUUCAGAUUUACCAGAAAUCGACAUUGAACGUUGCGUCCGUGAGUCAGUCAACCUUUUUUGCUGGACCCCUAAGAGUGCAACAUACAGGCAACAUGCACAGCCUCCAAAGCAAGCCAGUGACGGCAAUGGCUCAAGAGGUUCAAUGUCCUGCUUCACAGCAGAUUAUCAGGAUGCACCUAAAAGUGACCUGUCUAGGGACUCUAUCCAGUUGAAUGACCUGAAGGCGGAAGUGUCGCCACGGAUUUCAGCAGAAGAUCUGAUUGACUUGUGUGAGCUGACGGGACCUAGUCACUUCAAAACGCCUACAAAGAAAACCAAAUCUAGCAAGCCAAAACUGCUUGUAGUUGACAUCCGUAAUAGCGAAGACUUUAAUCGUGGCCACAUUUCAGGCAGCAUCAACAUUCCAUUUGGCUCAGCAUUCACCACGGAAGGAGAGCUCGUCCAGUGCCCUGCUACUGCCACGCUCCAGAGCUUCAAAGGAAGAGUUGUUGUGAUUGUAGGACAUGUGGUGAAGAACACGGCUUCUUUUGCAGCUCAUCUAGUGCAAAUCAAAUAUCCAAGAGUCUGCAUUCUGGAUGGAGGCAUAAACAAGAUCAAGCCAACUGGUCUUCUGACAGUUCCUUCUCCACAGAUAUAA